This is a messenger RNA of Poecile atricapillus (Black-capped chickadee), 1048 nucleotides long. RefSeq lists its product as uncharacterized. NCBI's taxonomy places the organism in Eukaryota, Metazoa, Chordata, Aves, Passeriformes, Paridae. Gene Ontology annotation, cellular component: anaphase-promoting complex. The record is from RefSeq and is a predicted model, not a curated record. Gene Ontology annotation, biological process: regulation of mitotic cell cycle spindle assembly checkpoint.
GACGCUGCAAUGCCCCUGAGUAUGAGGGAAGAACAGUUCAUCUGGCUGAUCAGAUGUCUCAGAUUUGGUUCUUUUUUGAUAAAGAAAUGCAUAAGUUUUGUGUCUGAGCUCCUCCUGCCACACAAGGGGACACCUGGAACUCUCUCAGCCCCCGAGUGGCACUGGGACCCUGCCUGGAGCCAGGGUGCUCGGGCAGGUGUCUGUAGCUGCUCUUCCCUGCUUGGCUGGGGGCUGCCAGGGAGGCAGCAGGACUCGGGCUGCAGUUGGACGUGGUCAGGAAGCGACAAAAGGCAGCAGCUGAGCCCAAGGGCCCUGUUUGCUGGGGUACCAUGGAGCUGUCAGGGUGCUCACCCGCCUCUCUGCCUUCCCCAGCUCCAGAGCAUUGCUGAAAAGGACAAAGGAAAGCCAGCGUCCGAGCACUAUGAUGAGGAGGAGGAGGAGGAUGAUGAAGAUGAUGAAGACAGCGAAGAGAACUCAGAAGAUGAUAUGGACAUGCAGGAUAUGGAUGAGAUGAAUGAUUCUAAUGGGUCUCCUGAUGAUGGGGAGAUCAAUAAGGUGGAUAUGGAGGGGACAGAACAGGAUCAGGACCAGUGGAUGAUCUGCUUCUGCCACACCCACGCCAAACCAGAGGCUGGGGGAGAGCCUUUGCUCCCCAUGGCUCUGGGGGACAGUUCAGUGAAGCACCUCCUGCUGUGGGUGCUGUGUGGGGCAGAGGGGUUCUGAGGGGAGACUGCCACCUGACACAUUAGAGCUGACACAUCUUUUCUAAUCAACUCAGUUUUCAAGAAAACACCCCCAAAUCUGGUGUCUGAGGCCACCAGGGCAGGCAGGGGCUGCCCCCCACCAUCCACUGGUGUGCCUGGCAGACCUCCCUGUGCAGUGCAGGCAGGAGCACUACAGGGAAUGAGCCCCCUCCCCACCCACUGCACCCCACCACAGACCACAGCAGCCACUGCGUUUCCUCCAGAGCCCAUGUUGAGGCUGAGAUGGGGGUUGGGGACCUGGCACCCUGCCGGUAACCGUGGCCACCACAAGGCAGGAGCUCCUU